AUGACGGAGGCACGGCACGCCGCUUUGCAAGGCAACACUUCAUCAGGAACGGUCACGGUGACAAUCGACCCUGAUACCGGCUAUUUCGUGAACCUCGACGAUAUCCGAGAUAUAGAGUACCCGGCCCUUGCGGAGACCACGUAUCUCGACCAUGCCGGGACGACGCUGUACGCAAAGAGCCUGAUCGAGGCAUAUUCGAGAGAACUCACCGGCAAUCUGUUCGGAAACCCGCAUUCAGCCUCGGCGUCGUCGCAGCUGUCUUCUCGCCGGAUCGACGAUAUCCGGCUUCAGGCCUUGCGGUUCUUCAAUGCAGACCCCGACGAGUUCGAUCUGGUAUUUGUGGCCAAUGCCACCGCAGCUAUCAAACUUGUAGGCGAUGCCCUUCGAGACCAGGGUAAUGGUUUUCGUUACCACUAUCAUGGUGAAGCUCAUACCAGCGUUGUCGGACUGAGAGAGAUUGCUGCCCUGGGUAGUUCUUGUCUAGCCAACGACAGGGAAGUUGAUGACUGGUUGAGCAAGGUCGGACCCGACGCAAAGGUAAACCAUAAAGAUGUCUCUCUACUGGCGUAUCCUGCACAAUCAAACAUGACAGGCCGGCGACUCCCUCUGCAAUGGUGUCGAAGAGUAAAUGAGACAAGAACGUCAACAGGCAGCCCUAUCUUCACCCUGCUCGAUGCUGCUGCGCUCGUGUCAACGGCGCCCCUGGAUUUAUCGGACAGCCUCACUGCUCCUGACUUCAUUGCUCUGAGCUUCUACAAGAUCUUCGGCUUUCCAGAUGUGGGAGCCCUCAUUGUGCGCAAAACAUCCGGCCAUAUCUUACGGCGGCGGAAGUACUUCGGUGGCGGGACAGUCGACAUGGUGACAAUGUUUGGCGAUACCUGGCACGCAAAGAAGGAGUCUUCGUUGCAUAGCUGUCUGGAGGACGGAACAUUGCCCUUUCAUAACAUCAUUGCUCUGCAGGUCGCCUUCGACACCCACCGAAGAAUUUAUGGAUCCAUGACCAACAUUUCCAGGCACACGACCUUUCUGGCGUCUGUCCUGCGACGUCGACUGCAGAGCUUGAAACACGGAAACGGAAGUCAAGUCUGCACCAUUUACACCGAUAACUUCUCCCUCAAUAACUCCCAAGGGCCCGUGAUCACCUUCAAUUUGAGAGAUAAGCAGGGGAACUACGUCAGCAAUACUGAAGUCGAGAAACUUGCAAUCGUCAAGAACAUCCAAUUCAGAACUGGCGGUCUCUGUAAUCCAGGGGGAGUGGCGUAUCAUCUCGGAUUGUCUACAGAGGAGAUGCAGCGGAAUUAUGCAGCCGGACAGCGAUGUGGAGGUGACAACGACAUCUUCGGAGGCAAGCCGACAGGUGCUAUUCGAGUGAGUCUAGGGCCGAUGAGCAACCUGAAAGAUGUGGAAACUCUUGUCAGCUUCGUACACGAGUUUUAUGUCGACUCUUGUCUGCCGUUAUCAACAUCUAUCCCCACCUACUCCUUGCCGAGUCAACCAACCGGAUCCUUCUUCGUCGAGAGUCUGUCGGUUUUCCCCAUCAAGAGCUGCGCAGCCUUCAAAAUACCAGCCGACGUGCCCUGGGACGUAGGUCCGAUGGGCCUUGCGUGGGAUCGGGGGUGGUGUCUCGUGCAUGAAGGGACCAAUGUUGCCCUCAGCCAGAAGCGGUUUCCACGAAUGGCACUUAUCCGGCCCACCAUCGAUCUCCGAACAAGAGUGCUCAGGCUCUCAUUCGACUUGGAGUCGUCGAGUACUCGGCUAUUGGAGGUCAGUCUGGACUCAAGUCCGACAUCAAGUAUCCAUCUCAAGAAGACGUGCGACGCACCCACCAUAAACAAGUCGUCGAACGUUUGUGGCGAGGAUAUCGAUGUCGAUGUCUAUACUUCGGCAGAAGUAUCAGGCUUCUUCACCGAAGCACUGGGCGUGCCAUGCACGCUGGCCAAGUUCCCCACUGACGGCACCAUCCGACAGGCGAAAGUACGAGUACCUGGAUCCAGUCGAGGCAAGCAAGCGACUGCACCGGGUAAAUCGAUCGCGCUUUCCAAUGAGAGUCCGAUACUUCUGAUCUCGCGGUCAAGCGUGAACCGGCUGAACGAACAGAUCAAGCACAACGGCGGCAUCGGCCAAGCCGUGGCUGCCGAUUCUUUCCGAGGCAACAUCGUCAUCGCCCAAGAGCUGUACGGUGGACAAGCGGAGUCGCCGUACGUCGAGGAUGAUUGGAACAGCCUCCAGAUCGGGGGUGACGAGACUAGUAGCUGUUCGUUCGAGGUCCUCGGGCCGUGCCAACGAUGUCAGAUGGUGUGUGUGGAUCAGAGGAGUGCUCAGCGCCGACAGGAGCCUUUCAGUACCUUGGCCAAAACCAGGCGGAAGGACGGAAGGGUCUGGUUUGGCAUGCAUAUGUGUUUGUCGACAGAAAGUGAUUGGACUCGCCCGUUGGCCAGGAUCCAGGUCGGUGACAGGGUGGUGCCGAAGUGA
This is a messenger RNA of Capronia coronata CBS 617.96, 2472 nucleotides long. RefSeq names its product selenocysteine lyase. The transcript has a single exon. NCBI's taxonomy places the organism in Eukaryota, Fungi, Ascomycota, Eurotiomycetes, Chaetothyriales, Herpotrichiellaceae. The record is from RefSeq and is a predicted model, not a curated record. Gene Ontology annotation, molecular function: molybdenum cofactor sulfurtransferase activity; molybdenum ion binding; pyridoxal phosphate binding. Gene Ontology annotation, biological process: Mo-molybdopterin cofactor biosynthetic process. Bases 1 to 2472 code for a protein of 823 amino acids.